CGCCCAGGCCCGCAGAGCGGCGCUGCAGCGCGAGGGGCGGAGAGGCAGAGCGCCCGGAGAGGACCAGACGCCCAGGUCGCCCGCAUCCCGCUGCCGCAGGAGAGAGGACGCGCGCCCCGGCCCUGCUCCCCAGCCUGCAGCCGGGCACCCCCAGACCUUUCUCGGCCCCAGAGACCAAGCACCUGCCCUCCGCCUCGGCCCCCGCUGAGCUCCCUCCCUCGGAGCACGCACCUCCUCUGCCGCCCCGGGAGUGCACCAGCCCCAGCCCCAGCCGGCGACCACCAUGACGGAGACCAACAACGAAUGCAGCAUCAAGGUGCUCUGCCGGUUCCGGCCCCUGAACCAGGCCGAGAUUCUGCGGGGAGACAAGUUCAUCCCCAUUUUCCAGGGGGACGACAGCGUCGUUAUUGGGGGGAAGCCCUAUGUCUUCGACCGCGUGUUCCCCCCAAACACGACUCAGGAGCAAGUUUAUCAUGCAUGUGCCAUGCAGAUUGUCAAAGAUGUCCUUGCUGGCUACAAUGGCACCAUAUUUGCUUAUGGACAGACAUCCUCAGGGAAAACACAUACUAUGGAGGGAAAGCUGCACGACCCCCAGCUGAUGGGAAUCAUUCCUCGAAUUGCCCGCGAUAUCUUCAACCACAUCUACUCCAUGGACGAGAACCUUGAGUUCCACAUCAAGGUUUCUUACUUUGAGAUUUACCUGGACAAAAUUCGUGACCUUCUGGAUGUGACUAAGACAAAUCUGUCUGUGCAUGAGGACAAGAACCGGGUGCCGUUUGUCAAGGGUUGUACUGAACGCUUUGUGUCCAGCCCAGAGGAGAUCUUAGAUGUGAUUGAUGAGGGGAAAUCGAAUCGUCAUGUGGCUGUCACCAACAUGAAUGAGCACAGCUCUCGCAGCCACAGCAUCUUCCUUAUCAACAUCAAGCAGGAGAACAUGGAGACGGAGCAGAAGCUCAGUGGGAAGCUGUACCUGGUGGACCUGGCUGGCAGUGAGAAGGUCAGCAAGACUGGAGCAGAGGGAGCCGUGCUGGACGAGGCAAAGAAUAUCAACAAGUCCCUGUCAGCUCUGGGGAACGUGAUCUCUGCUCUGGCCGAGGGCACUAAAAGCUACGUUCCAUACCGCGACAGCAAAAUGACACGGAUUCUCCAGGACUCUCUGGGAGGAAACUGCCGGACAACUAUGUUCAUCUGCUGCUCACCGUCCAGCUACAACGAUGCGGAGACCAAGUCCACCCUGAUGUUUGGGCAGCGGGCAAAGACCAUUAAGAACACAGCCUCAGUGAAUCUGGAGUUGACUGCUGAGCAGUGGAAGAAGAAAUAUGAGAAGGAGAAGGAGAAGACAAAGGCUCAGAAGGAGACGAUUGCAAAACUGGAGGCUGAGCUGAGCCGUUGGCGCAAUGGAGAGAAUGUGCCUGAGACAGAGCGUCUGGCUGGUGAGGAUGCAGUCCUGGGAGCAGAGAUCUGUGAGGAGACCCCUGUGAACGACAACUCCUCCAUCGUGGUGCGCAUCGCGCCUGAGGAGCGGCAGAAAUACGAGGAGGAGAUCCGCCGCCUCUACAAGCAGCUGGAUGACAAGGACGAUGAGAUCAACCAGCAGAGCCAGCUGAUCGAGAAGCUCAAGCAGCAGAUGCUGGACCAGGAAGAGCUGCUGGUGUCCACUCGAGGAGACAAUGAGAAGGUGCAGCGGGAGCUGAGCCACCUGCAGUCAGAGAAUGACGCUGCGAAGGAUGAGGUGAAGGAAGUGCUGCAGGCCCUGGAGGAGCUGGCUGUCAACUACGACCAGAAGUCCCAGGAGGUGGAGGAAAAGAGCCAGCAGAACCAGCUUCUGGUGGAUGAGCUGUCUCAGAAGGUGGCCACCAUGCUGUCCCUGGAGUCCGAGUUGCAGCGGCUGCAGGAAGUCAGUGGACACCAGCGGAAACGAAUUGCUGAGGUGCUGAAUGGGCUGAUGAAGGACCUGAGUGAGUUCAGUGUCAUCGUGGGCAACGGGGAGAUUAAGCUGCCGGUGGAGAUCAGUGGGGCCAUUGAGGAGGAGUUCACCGUGGCCCGACUCUACAUCAGCAAAAUCAAAUCGGAGGUCAAGUCUGUGGUCAAGCGGUGCCGGCAGCUGGAGAACCUCCAGGUCGAAUGCCAUCGCAAGAUGGAGGUGACUGGGCGGGAGCUCUCAUCCUGCCAGCUCCUCAUCUCCCAGCACGAGGCCAAGAUCCGCUCGCUUACGGAAUACAUGCAGAGCGUGGAGCUAAAGAAGCGGCACCUGGAAGAGUCCUAUGACUCCCUGAGUGAUGAGCUGGCCAAGCUCCAGGCCCAAGAAACUGUGCAUGAAGUGGCCUUGAAGGACAAGGAGCCCGACACACAGGAUACAGACGAAGUGAAGAAGGCCCUGGAGCUGCAAAUGGAGAGUCACCGGGAGGCCCAUUACCGGCAGCUGGCCCGGCUCCGGGACGAGAUCAACGAGAAGCAGAAGACCAUUGAUGAGCUCAAAGACCUGAACCAGAAGCUCCAGUUAGAGCUGGAGAAGCUUCAGGCCGACUACGAGAAGCUGAAGAACGAAGAACAGGAGAAGAGCACCAAACUCCAGGAGCUGACAUUUCUGUACGAGCGACAUGAGCAGUCCAAGCAGGACCUCAAGGGCCUGGAGGAGACCGUUGCCCGGGAACUCCAGACCCUCCACAACCUUCGCAAGCUGUUCGUUCAAGACGUCACGACUCGAGUCAAGAAAAGUGCAGAGAUGGAGCCCGAGGACAGUGGGGGGAUUCACUCCCAAAAGCAGAAGAUUUCCUUUCUUGAGAACAACCUGGAACAGCUUACAAAGGUUCACAAACAGCUGGUACGUGACAAUGCAGAUUUGCGUUGUGAGCUUCCUAAAUUGGAAAAACGACUUAGGGCUACGGCUGAGAGAGUUAAGGCCCUGGAGGGUGCACUGAAGGAGGCCAAGGAGGGCGCCAUGAAGGACAAGCGCCGGUACCAGCAGGAGGUGGACCGCAUUAAGGAGGCCGUUCGGUACAAGAGCUCGGGCAAGAGAGGCCAUUCUGCCCAGAUUGCCAAACCCGUCCGGCCUGGCCACUACCCAGCAUCCUCACCCACCAACCCCUACGGCACCCGCAGCCCCGAGUGCAUCAGUUAUACCAACAGCCUCUUCCAGAACUACCAGAAUUUGUACCUGCAGCCUGCACCCAGCUCCACCUCAGAUACAUAUUUUGCAAACUCCUGUGCCAGCAAUGGGGCCAUGUCUUCUGGAGGCACCUUGGCUUCCUACCAGAAGGCCAGCAUGGACAACGGAAACGCCACAGAUAUCAACGACAACAGGAGUGACCUGCCAUGCGGCUAUGAGGCUGAGGACCAGGCCAAGAUCUUCCCUCUCCACCAGGAGACAGCAGCCAGCUAAUCUCCCACACAGACUGCUGCGUACCUGCACUUUCAGUUUCUAAGAGGGACUGAGGCCUCUUCUCUCAGCAUGCUGCAAACCUGUGGUCUCUGAUGCUAACUCCCUCCCCAGCCCUUGUUGUUCGACUAUACUAUGUUUGAUGUCUUCUCUUACUCUGUAUCUCUUUGUACUCUGUAUCUAUAUAUCAAAGGCUGCUACUA
This is a messenger RNA of Myotis lucifugus (little brown bat), 3582 nucleotides long. It is a transcript of the gene KIF5A, whose product is annotated as kinesin family member 5A. NCBI's taxonomy places the organism in Eukaryota, Metazoa, Chordata, Mammalia, Chiroptera, Vespertilionidae. Gene Ontology annotation, biological process: microtubule-based movement. The transcript is spliced from 29 exons. The record is from RefSeq and is a predicted model, not a curated record. Bases 284 to 3382 code for a protein of 1032 amino acids. Gene Ontology annotation, molecular function: microtubule motor activity; ATP binding; microtubule binding.